AUGAGCAAGUCUUUCUUCGCAAUCGUUGUCAUAUCCCUGGUGGUUACUUCGUUGGUUCUUCAUAUGAUAAACACUGGCCAAUCAUUUCAAUCAGGCAUUCUUGAAACUUCAAUUUUAUUGGGUACUGGAGAAACACGGAAUGAAACAAAACCGACUUCUACUGACUCUUCUCCAUCUACUUAUACGAUAAACGGGAAAGAUCGAUUCGAUUGGUAUAGAGAGCAGAUGUAUUUCAAAAUGGAGUUGAAUGAACCAAAAAUUACAUCAAACAUCAGCACUUUGUAUGCUUAUGAGUUUGAACAUGAAAUAAUAAUAACCACGACAUCGAGGGAUCGGAUGGGUUAUCGAGUCUACUGUCGAUACGUUGAUGGAAACGAUAUGGAAAUAGGAGAACCAUUUGAAAGUUUCACGUAUCCAGAGUAUAUUGUGGCCUGCAAAAAGAGAAAAGGAACCAGAAAAAUAGGAUUGAGUGUCGAGAAGAAUAGGGACUUUCAGCCACUCCCGAUUGUUGAUAGAAUGUUGAAAAACCCAAAAUAUGAGCUGGCAAUGUGUUUGACACCUCUCUAUGGAAUCGAACCAAAAUGGUUGAUGUUUAUAGAGUUAAUUGAACACUACAAGCUACAGGGUGUCCAGCACUUCUAUUCAUAUAUUCACAAUGCAUCAAAUUACGAUUUGAAAGUGAUAAAUGAUUAUGUGAGAACUGGAGAAGUUGAAGUUCAUUAUUUAUUGGAAAGAGAUGAAAGGGAAGAUAACCAUUGGCAGAUGGUUCAUAUUGCAGAUUGUCUAAUCCGGUCUAGAGGAGAAUCAAAAUGGACUCUUUUCGCAGAUUUGGAUGAGAAAAUUUAUAUGACAAACUACACGGGAACCAUUCGAGAUUAUGUUGGAGAAGUUAAGAAUGAAGCUCUUGCUAGUAUUCAGUUCAGGCAGCAGUGGAUUCUGAAAACGGAAUUGAUGCCCGAGAAUUAUGAAGGAGAUGACCAGAUAAUGGAAUGGAUGCCAACACAUCGAUGGCACAAUUCAACUGGGAUCGGGGAUCCAGGUCACACUUCUAAAUGUAUUGUGGAUACAUCGAAAGUGUUCAUCAUGUGGGUUCAUUCUGUUACUGAAUUCUUCCCGAAUCCAAAUCGAAACAUUUUUCAAAGAGAUUAUUUUCAAAGAGACGUCGAACCCAAAGAUGGGCUCAUCAGACACUAUCGAGAUCAAAAUCUUGGAUCUUGGGGUGAAAUAUGGUUGAAAGAGUCACUUGUGUUCGGUCCAUUGAGAAACACUGAUUAUCCAGAGAAAUUGAUUGGAAAACUGACGGAAAAUGUGAAGAGAAGAGCUAAAUAUGUAUAUGAUAAUGUCGAUUGA
Messenger RNA from Caenorhabditis remanei, 1350 nucleotides. RefSeq lists its product as uncharacterized. The transcript has 8 exons. The record is from RefSeq and is a predicted model, not a curated record. Lineage: Eukaryota; Metazoa; Nematoda; Chromadorea; Rhabditida; Rhabditidae. Bases 1 to 1350 code for a protein of 449 amino acids.